Messenger RNA from Hydra vulgaris (swiftwater hydra), 2524 nucleotides. RefSeq lists its product as uncharacterized. The record is from RefSeq and is a predicted model, not a curated record. Gene Ontology annotation, molecular function: metal ion binding. Lineage: Eukaryota; Metazoa; Cnidaria; Hydrozoa; Anthoathecata; Hydridae.
AAUAGUUUUGAUUUCAAUUUCAUUCUUUAUUUAAAAGUUAUUAAUUACUUUCUUUCUUUAGAUGGAUUUGCAUAUAACAAAUUUGUCCUAAAUGUUACAAAACAAUUAACAUAGUAAUAAAAAGAAUGUCAUCAACUACUCUGCUUUUAUGUACAAAGUUUACACCUCAUUGUGAUGACUGCUAUACUUGUCAUCGUGUAAAAAAACUGAGUCAGGGUGCUAUUUUUUCAAAUUCCCAAAUAAGGAGUAAAACAAAGUUUAUUGGCCAUCCUAAAAUUGGCGAAAAGGUUUGGAGUUUUUCUAUCUUGAGUACUUUAAAGGAAAAUAUUUUGACAUUACACAAUUUGGAAAUAGACAAUAACGACUUGGUAAAUGAAUUUAAUCCUUACUUACAGCUAUGCAUAUGUUGUUUAUGUGGUAAAAUACCAAAACAACCGGUAUUUUUGAAAAAAUGUGAACAUUUGUUUUGUUUUUUCUGUUUAGUGGAGAUUAUUAAAAUUAGGUUCUUUAAUGAAACUGCAUGCCCAAAAUGUAACGAACCUUUAAUACCCGAAGACUUAGUUGCCAGCAAUAAAACAAACUCCCUUAUAAAAAUGUUAAGUGUUGAAUGUAUUCUAUGUAAAGAAAAGUUCAAUGUAAUAAAAGAAUAUGACGUAUAUAUACAUCAUAAGCUUAUAUGCAAUGGAAAAUCUGUAACAAAAUCAUUAUUUUUGUCCUCACCAUUAUCUUUACCAAGUUUGUCACCAACAUUGUAUACUUUUAACAAUAGCAUUUCUGAGAUUUUCAAUCUAACAGCUAAUAGUAAUAUACCAAGAGUUGUUGAAGAUGCUGCACUCCAUGUUCUUAAACAAAAGAUGGAAAAAAGUGGAGGAAAAUCAAUUUCAUUUAAAAGUGGAGGACCUAGACCAGUUCUGUUUUCAUCUAUUGCAAAGGCAUAUGUCACAAGCAAUGAGGCAUCAAGUACAACAAUAAAAGAAAGAAAUGCAAUUUUGAAAAGAAAUAUGGAAAUUGUGUCUGGUACAUCUACUGAUUCAGUUUGUAGCCAGUCUUUGAAGCUGCUGAAAUCAUUUCCAUCAGAAACAAGAGAAAAAAUAUUGACUAAUUUGAAUAUUGAAGGAGUUGCAAUUAGUGCAACUAAAAUGGUAGCUAUGAAAGCAGAUCUCGGUUUACCUUGGGAAAAGCUAAAAAAUAUAUCUAGGUGGCUAAAGAGCUUUAAUAUAAAAACAGCAUCACGUGCUUCUCAACGAAUAAUUAGUGAAAAACUUUCUGGGAACGACUUUAUUGUAGAAAAUGCUCCGUUUACAUUUGAAAAAGAAAGUAAAGGGACGUUUGAAAUAAAGGAUGCAACAUUCGGUUACAUUGAAAGUUUGCAAACACAUAUUUUUAGACAUCUUGAUCAAUUAGAAAGUUGUAAAAGUCUUCAUUACCAUGAGUUUUUUCCUGAGAAGGAAAUACAGAUUAAGAUAGGAGUUGAUUACGGUGGUGGAAGUUUCAAAAUGACUUAUCAGGUAGCAAAUACCAUAAACCCAAACAGCAAAGAUAACACCAUUGUUUUUAGCAUUUUUGAGGCAAAGGAUUACCAAAUCAAUAUUAAAGUUGCCAUUUCAAGAUUUGAAAAACAAAUAGAAGAUCUUCAAAAAAUGAAAUAUAAUGAUAGCAACAUUAGAGUAUUUAUUUUUGGAGAUUACAAGUUUCUAUGUGCACUUUAUGGUAUUUCAGGUGCCUCAGGGAGGCAUUGUUGUCUUUUCUGCUAUGCGACAGCAAGUGAAAUGAAAUGCAUUGAACCUGAAAUAAAGUAUCGCACAUUGAAAGAUUUAUGUUUGGAUCAUAAAAGGUUUAUUGAAAACGGAGGUCUAAAGAAUAUUGCCAAAAAUUUUAAUAAUGUCAUAAAUGAACCAAUUUUAAAAAUACCACUAGACCAAGUGUCUUUACCUAGUCUUCACAUGGCUCUUGGUAUUUAUUUAAACUUUUUUAACAUGUUUGAAGAAGAAGUUCAUCAAUUGGACAUAUUGAUGGCUGCUGAACCGCUAAAGAGCGGCAUGAAAUGCUCAGAAGAGUAUGAAGUUUUUAUAAACAAACAAAAGCAAUUGUGGAAUCUUCAAAUAGAGAUUCUAAAUAUUGAUGAUCAAAUUGAAUUAGUUAAUGAUGUCAUUUUAUUAGCUGCAGUAAAUAAUUCAGAUGAUGUAGAUGAUGCUCAAUCUCUUUACUUGACAGAAAUUGAGCUACUUUUUAAUGAAAAAGAAAAAAAGGUAAUUUUUGGAUUGUGAGUUCAUUAAUUAUAAUACCUUGAUAUUAAGGUAAUGUAAACCUGAACUAGUUUUUCAAGCACUUGGUAAAAAGGGUAAUUUGGAAUAAGUACAUUUAGCAGCCAGGAUAAAACAUGAGUUUACUAGCUUUUACUCAAUUAAGUUCAUACUUAAAAUGAUAAUGUUAGAUAUUAGAUGCCUAUAUAAAAGUGACUUAGGCCCCUGGUACAAGUGGUUUUGAUGGCUCAGAUAAAAUAAGGAACAAAAAAGAAAAAAAA